AUGGACAUGAGCCGGUGUGACGUUUCAGUGACCAGCGGCUCGCCGGUGCUGGACAUCUCAAACAGCAACGCCGGUGACCAGCUGGAAGAAGGCACCUGGGCGUGGCCCAUUCUGUCGGUGAACAUGGACAACGUGGACCACCUGCUGGCCGAACCGUUCGUGCAGAAGCUGUUUCGACUGUUCCUGUUCUUCGUCGACCCGUCGUUCUGCGACGCCAUCGACGAGACGGAUCUGAGGCCGGACCCGGCGUUGUCCACCAGAAAAACCAUCACCGGCCAGGACACGCAGUACUUCUGCUACCUACUGUCGCAGUACAUCGUGCGGGACCAUUUGAUGACCGCGCACGACAACGAGGUGAUCAGCGCCCGGGUGGACGAUCGCGAGAGCAGGACCUUCAAGGACUUCAUCCAAACGCUGUCCGACGUGUUCCCGAUCGAAAGGACCAAAAUCGAGGGCGCCAUCGACACCUUGUACGACAAGCUCGUCAAACAGCUGUUCAAAACGGUCAGUAGCCACUUCAUGAAUGACAGCUGCUGUAUUAAAAGUUUCCUGUUUGUCGUUUGUCUCACGAAACUGAACAGGGCACGAAUGACAGGGAUGGAUCUCGUUUCCUCGGCCCUCUUGUUCUUCACUCGUUAUUCUGAGGUACGAGGUUCUCGUUUUCAUCACCUGACCUACGAACCGUCCAAUGACAAAUUAGGAAACAUGAGCAGACGCUGCUACACUUGCCUUACGGGAUCUGUCGCUUUUUGUCCGUUGGCGACUUGUCACUCAACCUUGUUGUGA
This is a messenger RNA of Soboliphyme baturini, 786 nucleotides long. NCBI's taxonomy places the organism in Eukaryota, Metazoa, Nematoda, Enoplea, Dioctophymatida, Soboliphymatidae. The record is from the annotation of a GenBank genome assembly.